Molecule: messenger RNA, 1407 nt
Organism: Naegleria lovaniensis
Lineage: Eukaryota; Heterolobosea; Eutetramitea; Acrasida; Naegleriidae
Exons: 1
Coding region: 1-1407 (468 amino acids)
Molecular function (GO): protein binding
Source: RefSeq, a predicted model, not a curated record
AUGAAACGAGUGUUGGCUUUGGAGAACGCGCAACCUAUCGCCCUUCUCUCCUCUAUGCUUGGUACUGCUACCAAAUCAUCAUCAUUGCGUCGGGGAGUGUUAACCUCUGCUUUUCAAACUCAUCAGUUCCAUACCCAAUCAAUUUUGGGUGGAACCAAUGCUAAAACAAGGGUUACACCAACUUCUAUUACCACUGUUACUUAUGAAAAACCAGAGGAAAAAAGAGUAAAGAUUGAAAAGAAGUACCUCCGUAAAGCUCAAAGCGCAGUGGAUAAGAGAAAUCCCGAGUCCGUUGAACAAGCCAUCGAAAAUAUAUUUGAAGAUUUGAAAAUUCAUGGUAUUAGUAGACCAAACAUUGAAACAUACACCAACUCUAUAAAUGCUUUGGUUAAAGGAGAAAAGCCUGAGAAGGCUCAUAAAUACUACGACAAGAUGCUUGAACAAUACUCUUUGAAGGAAAUUCCAUUUAGUUUGCUUCUUUUUAUGAUUGACUCAUGCAAACACAAACGAGAAGAGGUUAGAGCUGCCGACUAUUUCGCACAAUUCAAAGAAAAGUUGAAAAUUCACGACGACGCAGGAGAUUCAAUUCCAAAACGUGAAGCAAUCAUCCUAAAGGCCUACACAAAUUUACUAAACAACAUGAGCAAUGUUUUGGAUAAGGAAAAGUGUGACUUAUAUUUUGAGGAGUUUAAAUCCACGUAUGGAGAAGAUAAGGCUGACUACACAAUGUAUGCAUGUAUGAUGAAAGUGAAUUCAUUUCUUCAAAACUAUGAUGAAUGCGCUCGAAUUUUGGAUACUGUCAAGGAGAGAGUUUACACAAUCAUUCCCUCAGGCUCUGAUAUAAGCCAAUCAAACCCCUCACAGGUUUUGACACUCUUCUACACAAUGAUGAUUACAGCUUGUUCAUCUGUUGAGCAAGUGGAAAUCGUUAGAAAGCAAAUGGAAGAUGAGCAAAUUAGUUACAACGACAGAACAUAUGUCAACAUACUCAAGAAAUACCUCCAAUUUGACGAGUACAAAAAGAUGUAUGAUCUCUAUGAGAAUCAUUUAAAGCCAAACACAUCCAUCAGAGCUAAGGAGCCUGUUUUCUUUUUGUUGUUGGAAGCAUGUUAUCGCGAAGGAUUCAAGAGAGGUGAAGAAUCUAGAUUAGCUACAGGAAAUGAAAUUUACAGGCAAGCCAUUUUCGAUAUGCAACAAAUCAGGAGAUAUUGGUCAGAGAUGAGAAAUAGAUAUGGACACAAGAGACAAAGCGAAACAAUAAUUGAGGCUCUUCGCAAAAUUGUUGCAACAAACAAACAAGUCAAGAAAGAGUACAGCGACCAACUCAAGUCCUUGUUCAAACAACAAAAACAAACAAAACUGGAGCAUCUCAAGAAACUUCAUUCAGCAUCGGAAAAGAAACACUAG